AUGGGGGGAAUGGGGAAAACAACUCUUGCUCAACUUGUUUAUAAUGAUGAAAAUGUCAAAUCUCAUUUUGACAAGAGAAUAUGGGUCUGUGUCUCGGACCCUUUUGAAGAGAUCAAGAUUGCUCAAGCUAUCAUUGAAGAAAUAGAUAAAGAUAAUAGUUCAAAAAGCUCAAAUGUGUUGCAAACCCUGACGCAAUGUAUAGAUAAAUUGAUUGAGGGUAAAAAGUUUCUCCUAGUUUUAGAUGAUGUUUGGAGCCCAAACUCUUAUCAAUGGGAAGAAUUGAUCAAACCUUUACGUAAUGGUGGUAUAGGAAGUAGGAUAUUGGUGACCACUAGAAAGGAGGAGGUUGUUACUUUAAUGAAAGCAACAACUCAAUUGAUCCAUUUGAAGGAGUUGGGUGAAGCAUUUUGUUUGUCAUUGUUCUAUUACAGUGCAGACAUGGAUGAGAGUAGUGUGUCCACCGAGUUUAAAAAUAUUGGAUCAGAGAUUGUGAAAAGGUGCAAUGGGUUGCCUCUUGCUGCAAAGACAUUAGGAAGCCUCAUGCGUAAUAAGAAAAAGAUUCAUGAAUGGCAAGCUGUUUUAAAGAGUAAGACAUGGGAAUUGAAAGAGAUUCAACAAGAUGUUUUUCGACCACUACUAUUAAGUUAUCAUGAUUUGAGUCCAGCAACCAAACGUUGUCUUUUGUAUUGUGUUACAUUUCCAAAAGAUUAUGUGUACAAUAGGAAUUGUUUGAUUGAGUUGUGGAUGUCGCAAGAUUAUUUGAAUGUCAAAGAAAGUAAAGAAAAGAUAGUGGUUGGUCAAAAUUAUUUUGAUGACUUAGCAAUGCGGUCAUUUUUUCAAGAUAUUGAGGAUGUUCAGUUUGAGUAUGGAAACAUAAAAUGCAAAAUUCAUGAUAUUGUACAUGACUUUCUACGAUAUUUGACAGAAAAUGAAUGUUUGAUUUUGGAUUUUGAGUUGGAUGCUAGUAAGAGAAGAGAUGUGUCAAAGGAUAAAGUUCAUCAUUUGACCUUAGUGCAUGCAACCGAGGGUGAUUCUCUGCAAACUUUUCUCCCUAAUUAUAAAAAAUUACGUACCUUGAUAGCUAUACAAUCAUCCGAAUAUUCCAUUGGCCCAAUAUUUGAGUUGAUAGUACAAUUGAAAUGCCUUAGAACAUUAGACUUGCGUGGUUGGCGGGGGAAGGGUUGUCUCAAAGAAAUUCCCGAGACAAUAGGUGGAUUGAUACAUUUGAGAUCUGCAAGGCUAGAUCAGUUUGUUGUCCCAAUUAUCGGUGGUGAUGAAGGAAACAAGUUGGAACAUCUGAAAGACUUGAACCAGCUUCAAGGGACUCUUGCUAUUCAUAUUCUGGGAAAUCCAAAUAUGGCGGAGAAUGCAGCAGCAAUCAUGGUGAAUAAGGCUCACCUCCUGGAAUUGAGACUAGAGUUUUACUCGAUUGAUGAAGGAAAGCAUGGAGAAAUUAUGAAUGGCUUAGAGCCCCAUCCAGAUUUGGAAUCUUUAUACAUCUAG
Rosa rugosa (rugosa rose) is the source of this 1503-nucleotide messenger RNA. Its product is annotated as putative disease resistance protein RGA3. Lineage: Eukaryota; Viridiplantae; Streptophyta; Magnoliopsida; Rosales; Rosaceae. Gene Ontology annotation, biological process: defense response to other organism. Gene Ontology annotation, molecular function: ADP binding. The record is from RefSeq and is a predicted model, not a curated record. The coding region runs from base 1 to 1503 and encodes 500 amino acids. The transcript has 2 exons.